This is a messenger RNA of Aethina tumida (small hive beetle), 809 nucleotides long. Its product is annotated as lysozyme. The record is from RefSeq and is a predicted model, not a curated record. The coding region runs from base 122 to 538 and encodes 138 amino acids. NCBI's taxonomy places the organism in Eukaryota, Metazoa, Arthropoda, Insecta, Coleoptera, Nitidulidae. The transcript is spliced from 4 exons. Gene Ontology annotation, molecular function: lysozyme activity.
UUGCCACAGUUAGGCAAUAUAAACAACGACGUCGUAUUAAUUUUAAAGGAAAUCGGCGCGGCGGGUCAUUAGUGCGUGCCUGCGUUCGACGGACUAACGACCUAUACAGUGGAUUUUUUCAAUGGCAAGGUACUUGUGUGCAGUACUGUUGGUCCUCGCCGUUUUCGGUGUUUCGCAAUCUAAGGUCUACACCAGAUGCGGAUUGGCGCAGGAACUGAUCCAACUGGGUUUCGACAGGACCUUAUUGGGGAAUUGGGUGUGUCUGAUUGAAAGCGAGAGCGGCAAAGACACGUCGAAAAAAGUGGACAAAGCGAACGGCAGUAAAGGAUUAGGAUUGUUCCAGAUCUCCAGCAAGGAGUGGUGUCAGUUCGGCAAGACGGGCGGAAAAUGCAACAUGAAAUGCGAGGAUCUGCUCAACGAGGACAUCCGUGACGAUUCGAAAUGUGCCCAGAAGGCGUUCAACGAAUUGGGAUUCCGCGGUUGGGCUGGCUGGAUGCGGAGUUGCUAUGGGCGGAAGCUACCCAUCCCAAAUUGCUAAGAUCUGCUGAAUAUUUUCAACCUCUUAUGGAUCUUGUUGAUUCGACAAAUUAAUUUAGUGGAAAAUUCUAAUACUAUUUAGUUAUUAUUAUAAUAUACAUGUGUUAAAUAUUAUAUGUUAUACAUACAAUUUUUUAAUUAUUAUAUUAUAAUCUAUGUUAAUUAUUAAUUAAGUAAAUCUAAAUAAACCUAUUCAUAUUCAUAAUUAAUAAGAAUACCAUAUGUUAUUGUUGUCUGUUAACAAAGUGUGUUUAAUAAAUAUUUCAAAAUCA